Vavraia culicis subsp. floridensis is the source of this 540-nucleotide messenger RNA. RefSeq lists its product as uncharacterized. The record is from RefSeq and is a predicted model, not a curated record. Bases 1 to 540 code for a protein of 179 amino acids. Lineage: Eukaryota; Fungi; Microsporidia; Pleistophoridae. The transcript has a single exon.
AUGAUGGACACUUUUCGUAUUUUCAAGCUCUCCAUAAAAAAGAACACGGAGACGUACCAUCAAUUUCAGCAAAAAAAUGCACACGUAUCCACACAGGAAAUCUAUCAUUUGCAGUACAGCAGGGAGAUAGAACAUGAGGAAUGGUCACAUCUAUUCAAUAAUCUGAUCAUACACAUAGAUAAUGUAAAAAUUGUAAUUCAGCAGUUCAACAAUGUCAUCCUGGUGCUCAAUAUCUUAGAUGAGAUGAGCAUAAGGAUAAGUAAAGUAGGAAAGGUUAUGGCCAUUCGAUGGUAUGUGGAGGAGAAGAUACAGAUUAAAUUCUAUACUGAGCAGGAGAGCACUCUGUUCCAUGAGAGGAUCAACGAAACGGUUGUUGGUAAUUUGAGGAACUGCAGCAAAGAAAAAGCGGAGAAGGUGAAAAAGAUAAUUGCUGAGUUCAAGAAAAUUAACAGAAACGAGGAAAGCGCAACGAACAAAUGCGAUAGUAGCUAUGAUGAUAUAAAGAGGGAAUUUAUCGAACUGGUUAAUAAGAGGCUGUGA